GUUACCUGCAGCCGCCGGCUUCGUGCCGGCGGUGCGAUCGAGUAUCGAUAGUGUUAAAGAUGUGGCUUCUGCCGGGGUUAUUUCUGUGCCGAGUUGGCUAAAGACUUGAACUUGAUCCCGAGGGAGGGGCUGGCCGCGAAGCGAUACUGUUUAAUAUUACAAAAAAAACCAAGUAGGUUUGGCAACCCCGAGCCCCUGUGUGUGUGUGUCUGCGCGGAAUAUGUAGAAAGUACUGGUUAGUGCGGACUGCACCUUCGACUGACACCAUGGCGGGCCGGCUCCUGCCUCAGUUCUGAUCGCGGCAGGACGGAGAGUUACCCCGGAGUCCUCCACUCCCUCGGACACCAUGGAGAAGCCUCUCUGCAACUACGACAAGGAGUACGAGCUGGACAACCACCACGAGUGUUGUGAGAGGGUAGUCAUUAAUGUGUCGGGCUUGCGCUUUGAGACCCAAAUCAAGACACUGCGCCAGUUCCCCGACACCCUGCUGGGCGACCCCCAGAGGAGAAUCCGCUACUUCGACCCGCUCAGGAACGAGUAUUUCUUCGACAGGAAUCGCCCGAGUUUCGACGCCAUCCUCUACUAUUACCAGUCCGGGGGAAGGUUGAAAAGGCCCAGCAGCGUGUCGCUGGAGGUCUUCAUGGAAGAGCUAAGGUUCUACGAUCUGGGAGAUGAGGCGGUCACCAGGUUUCGUGAGGAUGAAGGCUUCAUCAAGGAGGAGGAACGGCCGAUGCCCAGCAACGAGUUUCAGAGGCAGCUGUGGCUGCUCUUCGAGUACCCCGAGAGCUCCUCCCCGGCCAAAGUGGUGGCGAUCAUCUCCGUGCUGGUGAUUCUCAUCUCCAUUGUGGUCUUCUGCUUAGAGACCUUACCUGAAUUCAGGGAUGAGCAGGAUCCUACUUUGCCUGUGCACUCCCUGCGGGGGAACAGCUCCCACUCAGAGUUUCUGAAUAGCCCCUUCCAGGACCCCUUCUUCGUGGUGGAGACCAUGUGCAUCUGUUGGUUCUCCUUUGAGCUCUUCCUGAGGUUCAUUGUCUGCCCCAGCAAGCCCAGCUUCUUCAAGAACAUCAUGAACGUCAUCGACUUUGUGGCCAUCAUUCCCUACUUUGUGGCCCUGGGCACUGAAUUUGCCAGGCAGCGAGGGGUGGCACAACCCGCCAUGUCCCUCGCCAUCCUCAGGGUUAUUCGUCUGGUCAGGGUCUUCAGAAUCUUUAAGCUCUCCAGGCACUCCAAGGGUUUGCAGAUCCUGGGGCAAACUCUGAAAGCAAGUAUGAGGGAAUUGGGCCUUUUGAUUUUCUUCCUCUUCAUUGGGGUAAUUCUGUUCUCCAGCGCUGUCUACUUUGCUGAGUCCGAGGAUGAGGAUACAAACUUCACAAGUAUCCCUGAAGCUUUCUGGUGGGCUGUUGUCACAAUGACCACGGUGGGAUACGGUGACAUGUCUCCCAUGACUCUUGGAGGUAAGAUUGUGGGAUCCCUCUGUGCCAUUGCUGGUGUGCUCACCAUCUCGUUACCCGUCCCUGUGAUUGUCUCCAAUUUCAGCUACUUUUACCACAGGGAGAUUGAAAGUGAGGAUCAGACCCAAUACUCACAUGUGACGACCUGCCCUUACCUGCCUUCGAGCUCAAAAGCCCAGUCGUUGACUGGAAAAAGUACAGAGCUGGAAGAAGACCUUAUGGACAACUUCUGCAGACCCCUACAAAAUGACAUGUUGGAUGGUUUCUGCCCUACUGACAGUGGACACCAUGAAUCCACCAGCUCACCGAACAGCAAGUCCUUGGUCACUCAAGUCUGACUUGGUUUAAAGUCGCUUACCAGGAGACAAGUGCAUCUAACUUAAACUAUACUUAACUUGGAGUUGUUCAUUUACCUCCAGCACUGCACUGGGAUUGGGGGAGGGUGGAGAUGGUGGGUG
Messenger RNA from Mobula hypostoma (lesser devil ray), 1909 nucleotides. RefSeq names its product potassium voltage-gated channel subfamily A member 2-like. Gene Ontology annotation, cellular component: membrane; voltage-gated potassium channel complex. NCBI's taxonomy places the organism in Eukaryota, Metazoa, Chordata, Chondrichthyes, Myliobatiformes, Myliobatidae. The coding region runs from base 347 to 1789 and encodes 480 amino acids. The transcript has a single exon. The record is from RefSeq and is a predicted model, not a curated record. Gene Ontology annotation, biological process: potassium ion transmembrane transport; protein homooligomerization. Gene Ontology annotation, molecular function: protein binding; delayed rectifier potassium channel activity.